Molecule: messenger RNA, 423 nt
Organism: Miscanthus lutarioriparius
Lineage: Eukaryota; Viridiplantae; Streptophyta; Magnoliopsida; Poales; Poaceae
Source: the annotation of a GenBank genome assembly
AUGGUUUCCUUCGAGAUGAACGACCGCAAGAAGAUUGGGCUGGGCUUGACUGGAUUUGGAGUUCUCUUCUCAUUCCUUGGGAUCAUUAUGCUGUUUGACAAGGGAUUCCUGGCAAUGGGGAAUAUUCUCUUCGUUUCUGGCGUCUUACUGACCAUUGGGCUGAAGCCAACUGUGCAAUUCUUCACCAAGCCUAAGAAUCACAAGGGUUCACUCUCUUUCGGGUUUGGUUUUUUCCUGGUCCUCAUUGGAUGGCCUGCCUUAGGCAUGAUGGUGGAGUCGUAUGGCUUCAUCACUCUCUUCAGUGGCUUCUGGCCAACAGCUGCUGUUUACCUGCAAAAGAGCCCCUCCGUCGGUUGGAUAUUCCACCACCCUCUUGUGACUUCGCUGAUCACUCGGUUCAGAGGAAGACGGGUCCCGGUGUGA